GUGCGCGGGGAGGGGGGUCCUGGUCCUUGGCUCCUCGACUUGGUCGCGUCUCGAUAGCGAACAUGUCUCGGCCUGUCAGAAAUAGGAAGGUCGUUGACUACUCACAGUUUCAGGAAUCAGAUGAUACAGAUGAAGAUUAUGGAAGAGAUUCAGGCCCUCCUGCUAAGAAGAUUCGGUCAUCUCCCCGAGAUGCUAAAAAUAAGAGGCGAUCUGGAAAAAAUUCACAGGAAGACAGUGAAGACUCAGAAGAAAAAGAUAUGAAGACCAAGAAGGAUGAUUCUCACUCAGCAGAAGACAGUGAAGAUGAAAAAGAUGAUCAUAAAAAUGUACGCCAGCAACGGCAGGCAGCAUCUAAAGCACCUUCUAAGCAGAGAGAGAUGCUCUUGGAAGAUGUUGGCAGUGAGGAAGAGCCAGAAGAAGAUGAUGAGGCGCCAUUCCAGGAGAAAGAUUCUGGCAGCGAUGAAGAUUUCCUAAUGGAAGACAACGAUGAUAGUGAUUAUGGCAGUUCAAAAAAGAAAAACAAAAAGAUGGUUAAGAAGUCCAAACCUGAGAGAAAAGAAAAGAAAAUGCCCAAACCCAGACUAAAGGCUACAGUGACACCGAGUCCAGUGAAAGGCAAAGGGAAAGUGGGUCGCCCCACAGCAUCAAAGACAUCGAAGGAGAAAACUCCUUCUCCCAAAGAAGAGGAUGAGGAAGCAGAAAGCCCUCCAGAAAAGAAGAAGUCUGCGAGCCCCCCACUCGAGAAGUCUGGGGACGAAGGCUCUAAAGAUGAAGCCGCUUCCGGGGAAGAUUAAAAGUGAUAUUUGGGGAGAGGUUUUAUCAGAAACAGAAAAGGAAACCUCCGUAGGACAUGGUUUGGGCUGUGGCUCGACUCCUGGGCUUUCAGUGCUAUUUCAUUUGUCUAGAAUAAUGUUUUCCUCUCUAUCAUCUAUCUCUUCUCUCUCAAACCCAUUGUAUGCUUACGUGUUUAAGUUGCCAUUUUGUCUCAGUCUUUUCUUUGCCAAUCCCCUCCCCCUAUAAAAGCCAUGUCAAUUAAUCACUGGAUUGUGUUUUUAAUGGAGGGAAGGAAUGCCAUGGCUGCAAAGCAAUAAGAUUUGAGGUGGACGCUAUGGAAACUGCUUUUUGCUAAAGAACAGCAUCUUGAACAAUAAUCAAAAACAAAAAAACUAAAAAGGUUUUAAUUAAAUAAUUGUUCUUUCUUUUCCUGUACUUUUGACAGACAAGUUGUUAUUUAACAUGAGCUUAUAUGUUUAAACUGUAAAUGUCAAAAAGAAUCAUGACUCUUAAAUUUGUACUAGUGACAUGGCAGUCGGGAGGCGAACAUGAAUUCUGGAUUGUUAACUCAGUACUCAGAUUAUUUCCUUGGGUGUGGAGGGAAUGGUGUUCCUGGAACUUAGUAUAUUUGUUA
This is a messenger RNA of Apodemus sylvaticus (European woodmouse), 1408 nucleotides long. RefSeq names its product nuclear ubiquitous casein and cyclin-dependent kinase substrate 1-like. The transcript has a single exon. The record is from RefSeq and is a predicted model, not a curated record. Lineage: Eukaryota; Metazoa; Chordata; Mammalia; Rodentia; Muridae. Gene Ontology annotation, cellular component: cytoplasm. Bases 63 to 794 code for a protein of 243 amino acids. Gene Ontology annotation, molecular function: single-stranded DNA binding; double-stranded DNA binding. Gene Ontology annotation, biological process: interstrand cross-link repair; double-strand break repair via homologous recombination.